Messenger RNA from Nothobranchius furzeri (turquoise killifish), 5403 nucleotides. It is a transcript of the gene rgs3a, whose product is annotated as regulator of G protein signaling 3a. Gene Ontology annotation, cellular component: plasma membrane; nucleus. The record is from RefSeq and is a predicted model, not a curated record. NCBI's taxonomy places the organism in Eukaryota, Metazoa, Chordata, Actinopteri, Cyprinodontiformes, Nothobranchiidae. Gene Ontology annotation, molecular function: protein binding.
GGCCUCAGCAGGCCGGGCCAGCGCCAGUCUCGCCUGUAUGACGCCACCACACACUCACACAGCUGAUCUCGGGCGCUACUGCAGCUUCUGUUGUUUGGGACACGCAGUGGAGCGAGGGGGACCCUAGUGUGACCACACGGGACAAAUGCAGGACGAAAGGAGGAGAAAGAAGACACAAGGAAGUGAAGAGUGGAGGAUUUAAGCUAAGUUGUAGGACAGGGAUUGAGACGUAUGAGCUUGAAACUGGGAUUGAAGAGGAUUGGAGCUCGGAUGAAGAAUGAGCAACUGGAGGUCAACGGCAGAGACUUUUCGAGAAAACUGAAUCGUUUUGGACAAAGUUGAUAAAGAAGUCCAGGUUCAGUCUGGUUUUACCUGGAAGUCUCCUUUUUGCAGCUAACUGGACUGCGACCCGACUACUGCGCGUCCGAAGCUACCCCAUACGUUUGUUUUGCACAGCUGUCAAGAGUUGAAAUGAUCCACAACACCCUGAAGUGCCCGCAGUCACCUGAACGCAACCACAGGAGGACCAACUCAGCUGCACAGAGAAAGCUGUGGCGAUACUCGGGUUACGGAGGAGCAAGUCAGGUGGAAAGUCAUCGCCGUAGCGUGUGCGUGCUAGCUGCAGACCUGAACGCUGGCGAGGGUGGAGGAAGAGAAGGAGGAGGUGGUGGUGUGAUGCAUACCAUCCACGGUCUGUGUCACCUUUGCAUUGGAUGCAGGCUGCCUCAGGUUACUAUCCUUCGAGGAAAGGAUGGAUAUGGAUUCACCAUCUGCUCUGACUCCCCUGUGAGGGUGCAGGCUGUUGAUCCAGGGGGUCCAGCAGACCAGGCGGGUCUGCAGCAGCUGGACACUCUCCUGCAGUUGAAUGGUCAGCCAGUGGAGCAGUGGAAGUGUGUGGACCUGGCCCAUGCUAUAAGGAACAGUGCCAGUGAAAUCACAGUAGUGGUGUGGCGCACCGGCCCCUCAGCUAAACCUAACUUUGAAGGCCUUAUCCACCGGCCCUCAUACAAACCCCCUGGAGCAAACUAUGAUGCACCGUCCCCCCCGACCCGCAGGCGAGCACCAGAUGCUGGCACGAGUAAAUCCCCCCCAGCCGUGCCGCCGCUCCCGGCACACCACCGCGCCACUGCGGCCCGCAGGCUUCUGGUGAAUGGUUCUGAAACUGGAAACAACGUAGGGAGAGGGACCCUGGCAUGGGGGGCACAUGUUGGGUCAACCGAGGAGCUGGAUGGAAGGCCGCGUCUCCUCCACCACCCUCCAACUGCCACGUUGAAAGGAACCAGAGUGAAGGCAUCCAAUGGGGACAAUUACAUCAUCCUGGCACCCAUCAACCCUGGAAGCCAGAUCCUGAGGCCUGUUUAUCAGGACAACCAGGGUACAUUAGCUGCAGGUUACAGCAGGUUGUACCCAACGCAACAGACUUCUGGCCCGCCGUCUCAGAGCGGUGGCAGUGCUGGUGGUGGUGGUUCAUCUGGGGGUGUCAGUGGUGGUGGUGGUAGCAGUGGAGGCUUCUCCAGCCGUACAGGAUUCCUACGUCGAUCUAACAACUCUAAGACAUCUAAGGGGUCGUCCACUUCCGCCAAUGCUGGUGUACCCAACUACCAACAGCACAAUGCCAACUUUGCCAACUAUCAGAACUGCACCAUUGUCCGUUCACACACUCCACAUGCCAAUUAUGGAUAUGUCAAAGUUGCACCCAAGAUUCUCAUCUUCCCCAUAUUUGUUCAGCCUCUUGACCUGUGCAGCCGAAAUCUUAUCAUAUCCGAGGAAAUGAUCCUGCACGAGAGCAAGCACCACUCUCUGAAGAUCACAGCGUUUGUCUACAACGACUUGAUGCUCAUUACCAGAGAAAACGAGCCAGGCAGGUGCAAUGUCCUCCAGAGCCCGCUGUACCUCCGACACCUGCGACUGCAGGACGAUUACACUCAUGAGCUGAGAUUCUACCUUAUCCACAUGACGGAGAAGUGUGACUGCCUGCUCAGCCUGGAAGCCCACUCGGUGGACCAGAAGCACCGUGUGUGUCAGUGCCUGAAGGACAACAUUGACAAGCAACUCCAGCUUCACCGGAGGGAAGCUACCGUUCCGCAUUUCGAACAGAUGUUGGAGCCUAAGGUGGAUGCCUCUUCCUGUGAACUGGGUGGAGUAGUAGGAGAUCGAGAAAGCGUAGGCCUCCACAUGCCCACAAACAGCACAGAGGGUGAGGAUAGCAGCCUCUAUCCCUCCAGCCCAUCAGAGCCACCAACACUAGGAAGUCCUCACCCCUCAGAGCCACUCACCCCCUUGGAGGAAGUGUACACCACCCUCGGAGGGCUGCUGGGAUCAGUGGAUCGACAUAAGGUGCCUCCCACACCUCCUCCUUCCACAGAAGGUGAGGACUCCAAGAGUAUAGAGGGGCAUGAGAUGGAUAUCUGGAAGGAGAGCAAGGAUGAAGAGGAAAGUAGGGAUGAUGAGGAGGAAGGGAGUAGCAGAAAGAGUGCAAGGAGUGAGCUGGGGGAUGAAGAUAGGAACGGAGAGGAGAUAAACCUAAAUCUGGUGGUGUCAAAUACUGAUGAAGACAACGUCUCCGAGCCUCCUGACACCAAUGCUCCUCCGUCCUCCUCCUCAUCUUCAUUUGUCAUCCCUGAGCUGCGACUCGAUCGCUCCUUCAGCGCUGACGCCCUCUCCUCACCUAACACUGAUGAGGAAGAGUAUGAUGAAGAUGAAGAAGAGGAGUCUGAGGAGGAGGAGGAUGAAGAUGAGGAUGACAGUGAUGAUGCGUACUUGCAGCGAAGUGACAGCAAACGCCGUAGCAUGGUGGAGGGCGCCACGUGUGAGAAACACGGAGGAGGAAGGCUCAGUGUGCAGAACUCCCUCCGCCGGCGUACGCACAGUGAGGGCAGCCUGCUGCAGGACCCCCGCAGCCCCUGCUUCACCUCCGACAACGCCAUCAACUGCCUGGAGUCUGGGGGGGCACACCACAAGGGUGGCUGGACUCUUCCAUCACCCAAAACACUGAAGAAGGAGCUGAUGAAGAACGGAGGCUCCAUGCAUCAGCUGUGUAUGCUUUUCUCUGGGAGGAAGCUGAGCGCCGGAUCGCCCUGCAGCUGCGAGGUCGGCCCUGACGGGACAAAGAAAAAGAAACCCAAGAACCUGGCCAAAGACAUGAAGAAUCGGUUGGCUUUCCUGCGGAGGAGGAAUGAGUCUCCAGGAAGUAACUCACCUGGCAAGUUGGACAAAUCUAUGAAGUCAGUCAAGCCCACCCCAGAGGAAGCACUGAAAUGGGGGGACUCACUUGACAAGCUGCUGACGCACAAAUAUGGUCUGGCAGCCUUCAGAGCCUUCUUGCGCACAGAGUUCAGCGAGGAGAAUCUGGAAUUCUGGCUAGCAUGCGAGGAGUACAGGAAGAUCAAGUCACAGUCAAAGAUGGCCUCCAAAGCAAAGAAAAUCUUUGCAGAAUACAUCGCUAUACAGUCGUGUAAAGAGGUGAACCUAGACUCCUACACUAGAGACCACACUAAGGACAACCUGCAGAAUGUGACGCGCUCCUGCUUUGACCUAGCGCAGCGGCGGAUAUACGGGCUGAUGGAGAAGGACUCAUACCCCCGCUUCUUGCGCUCAGAACUCUACUUGGACUUAAUCAACCAAAAAAAGGCUAGCGCCACGUCCACCUCACCUUCGUCAUAAGAGACGAGGAGAAAAGAACGAUGCAAGAAACUUCAGAGGCAGACUUGAAAACCCAGAGUGGGUGGGAUGCAAGCAUUGUGGUUUGCCUUUUACUUUUGUUUGUGUUUUUGUAUGUGUGCGUAUUUUGUUGUUCAUUAGAAUUAUUAUGUGAGAGGACACAGCAAAGCUAUGGCAAUGCAAAGGAAUGUAGUUUGCACACAUGCCAGGUGGCUGAAUGAAUGAAUGAAUGGAUAGAUGUUACUAAACUGCAGUAGGAGGUGAAUGCUUGUCUGAUCACUGUUUUUUGUUGUUCUAUGUUUGACUCAACUGUGGGGUUUGGGCUGUGGGUUGCACCCAAAACCCUGCAGACGUGAAAACAGUCCGGUACUGUUUUGUCACUUUUUUCCCCUCGUGUGAGACUUCUGACUCCCUCCUUCGCUCCACCACGUUCUCCUCUGUGAAAUGACUCUGGUACGACACAAAGGCCGCAUUUUCAUCCCUGUCUUUUCAUCAGGCAGGAGGCAAAAAAAUUAAAAAACAAACAAAAACAAGGUGUGUAAAUGGUAACAGUGACUCUGUCAAUCCUUCCAUCCACUCAAAGUUUCUGAAAACAACUUUCACCCUUUUCAAGACUGGAUAGUUUGAGGGGUGGUGGCAGCGGAGACGUCUGAUGGACCGGAGUUGUGCUGUCAUGCAAUUAUAUGUACCUCUCCCAUCCAAAGACAUUAAAAGGUCAAGUUUGGAGCCAGAGACAAAAAGACGACUUGCUUCCUGCCUCCGAAGACUGUUUACUUAAAGGAAUGGACAACCAGGAAGAAAACAGCAUCUCCUUUAACAUUGUAGCUCAUUCUGGACUAAUCAGGAAGCGUUCUCAGGACAUUUGUUGAACAGGCUGCAGCUUGGUUUAUCUUCUCCACAGUUUCUGGUUUUCUACACUUUUUUUUAAUGCAUUUUAGGGUUCCAACAUGCACUCCCUUAUUUUACUGGGCUACGCACAAAGGUUGUCCAAUUUGUAGUUAAAUGGCAAAUGUUUCAUGUACAAAUAUUUAUUUAGAGUAACUCACAGAAUGCUUCUAAAGAUGCCCUCACAGUCUCUAAAGCACUCACCUCCUGAAGCUUUUACUUCUAAACCACCAAACAGGUCCAAUGCUGUCCUGAUCUUUUAAGUGCAAUAUUUUUUAUUUUAUUAUCAUGUUUGGUUUGUUUGUUACUUUGGAAAACAUUUUUUAACGUGGAGAAUAGAACAGCUUGAGCUUUGCAUUAUCUUUAUUUGUUAAGAUAAAAACAAAAAUACUUCUAGAGCUAUAAGGUCGACUUACUACGUAAACGUUCAAGAAGCAUAAGUAGUUUAAUGGUUUUAAGCGAGUGACACUAACUGUGUGUUAACACCCUGGCAGCAGGCAGCUGGGAGAACAAUGGUUGUAAAUGUAAUUCUUUAAGAAAACUAUGUGAUAACACAAUAAAAAUAAACAAAAACAAGAAAUCAACAGGUCUCUGCUGUUCUGAAUGUGGGGCCUUCGUGUAUUUAUGUAAAUAUGAGAGAGACUCAAAAUAUAAGUUGACAUGUUUAAAAAAAUAAGAGCAAGUUCAAUCUACUUGUUUUCCCUGGUCAUACACUGCUUGUUAGGAGUUUCCUGAAUGCAUUUUAUCAUUUUCACUGUUUACAAUUUCAAAAUGCAUCUCCUAUGAUAGCAAGAGAAAACAGUAGAGUACAUUUGGUGUCAUUGCUAAUGAUAAAUAAACCAACCAGUUGAUAAAGGA